AUGGCGGGGAAGAGGGGAAGAAGAAGUAAUAGCAACGGUGCCCGUGGAACGCAGCAGCAGCAGCAGCAACAAAACGGAAGAGUUGGCCUCGUUGCAGUGGGUAACGAAUCAGAUAUGGGAGGUCCGCUCCGUAUCUUCACCACCACGUCGGAGGACGAGCAGUUGUCGAAGCAGCAGAGUAAGAACAAGUUAAGACGGAGAAGGAAGAGAGGUGAUGCUCGUGGUGCCAUGAAUGAGGACUUCGGGGAUAAUUUCAAUAGCGAACUUUUCCUGGAUCCUGAGUUGUUCAGAAGAACGUCGAAACCACGCCGUGGGUUUUCCGUUGCGAAUGGACACUUAUUGAGUGACGAUAAUGUCGGGAUUCUGCUGAGACAGGCUGAGCUGCGAGUUAAGGCGAAGCGGAAGGUGGCCACGGGACCUGGGUCCGUUAAAAAUAGAGCAAGCCGCAAGGAGUUGCUCGAGGCAAUCAACGCCGAGAGAGAUAUAGCUAAUAAAACCUCUAGGAAGAGAUCUAGAGGUAAGAACGUUGUUCCGGGGAGGAGCAACGGACCUAGGUCUGGUUCGUCGCAGGCGCAGAUACCACAAAACAGACUCGUUUUGUCUACCAGCACCAGAGCAGAGGACCAGCUAUUGGCCAUAUCCAACUUGACCAUUGGAAUUGACAGGGAAAACUUGAAGGAAGUCUUGCAAAAAGUGGGCAAGUGCAAGAUCGCCAGCAUUAAAUUGAGGGACUUACCAACAGGAUCCGCUACCGCGCAUGUUAUGAUGGCGCGUCCAUCGGUCCCCGAGUUGGAACGGUUGCAAGUGAUGUUUAACGGUGCCCAGGUUGACGGUAGGGUUAUCCAAGUCAAUAUCACAUCAAAGCAACAGCUUGGACGUGGGCGCUGA
This is a messenger RNA of Huiozyma naganishii CBS 8797, 888 nucleotides long. RefSeq lists its product as uncharacterized. NCBI's taxonomy places the organism in Eukaryota, Fungi, Ascomycota, Saccharomycetes, Saccharomycetales, Saccharomycetaceae. The transcript has a single exon. The record is from RefSeq and is a predicted model, not a curated record. Gene Ontology annotation, molecular function: nucleic acid binding. The coding region runs from base 1 to 888 and encodes 295 amino acids.